UUUUUUUUUUUUUCUUGAGACGGAGUUUUGCUCUGGUUACCCAGGCUGGGGUGCAAUGGCGCGAUCUCGGCUCACCGCAACCUCCGCCUCCUGGGUUCAGGCAAUUCUCCUGCCUCAGCCUCCUGAGUAGCUGGGAUUACAGGCACGCACCACCAUGCCCAGCUAAUUUUUUGUAUUUUUUUUAGUAGAGACGGGGUUUUACCAUGUUGACCGGGAUGGUCUCGAUCUCUUGACCUCGUGAUCCACCCGCCUCGGCCUCCCAAAGUGCUGGGAUUACAGGCGUGAGCCACUGCACCUGGCUAUAAGCAUGACCCCUUUAAUGAGAAGCUCUCCUCUGUCUUGGUUCCAAAGCACAUCUUGGUCUGUACUUGGACUCCUCCCACCUCAGCCUCCCAAAGUGCUGGGAUUGCUGGAGGCAUGAGCCACUGUGCCCAGCUGCCAGAUUGUUUUCUGACCUGCUUUUUUCUUGAGUAACCUUUUCUCCAGCACGUGACUCACACGCAGUGACCCUUGUUUCUUGAGGCCUUCAAACCCAUCAGCUCAUCUGAAAGUCACCCCUGAAGAGUCAGUGCAAGGGGUACUGGGAGAGGUCAGACGGCCCCGGGAAGCCACAGGGCCUGUGUCCCAGGAGGCCUGCUGCCUGCAGACGCUGCUCCGGGGCGCAGCCACGGUUGGCCAUCAGGGUGUGUCCCACUAUGAGGUGGCAUCUCUCUGAAGGCCUUCCUCUCACCCAGUGAUGUGUCUCCGUGUGCACGCCUAUGUGCUAAUAAUUCCACGUUUGCCAUAUGCCAUUUAUAUGCCUUACACAGAUUAACUCACUUUAUUCUCACAAAGACCUGUUAUCAUCAUGCCCAUUGAACAGAUGAGGACACUGAGUCACAGAAUCCUUGUGACUCACCCAAGGUCACACAGUUGGGAAGGGUGGGAGAAGCGUCUGUGAACCCCUGCGUCUCGGCUCUGCUCUGCGGCAGUCAUGGGAGCAGAGUCUGGGAAGCACUGUAGGUUUGCAUUUUGUUGGGGGAAAGAAGCGGGGUGGCGGGAAGAGAGAGGAAGACCCCUGGGAGCUGGGAUAAUGCCAGCCCCACAUGGACAGGCUGGGUGACGCCAGGCAAGUCGCUUCCCAUUUGGGACCCCAAGGACCCUUCUGCAGACCCAGCUGGGGGUCCUUGAUGAGCUGGUUGUCCGGAUCCCUAUGAGUCCUGUUGGCUGAGGUCAGUGAUGUCCCAGCACCAUCACUGGAUAUGGUUUGCUCUGAUGUGGAGGGUUAGGUGUAGCAGCCAGAAACGAUCCUGAGCUCUGGGCCUCUGAACCCGGCUACCCUCCUCUGCCAGCUACUGUGGGUGUCUCUACCCUCUGUGUCUCCGUUUCCUUGCCUGAAAAGAAGGGAUAAUGAAAACUAUCCCUCAAGGUGUUUAUUACCAGUGCCCUUCAUGGAUGCAUCAGCUGGCCCAGGCCCUUGGCAGCAGAGCUGGGCCUGGGAGCCUGGGUGUCAGUCUGUUGAACCUUGAGCCACCCUGGGGCUGUGAUCAGCCUGGGCGUGCAUGAGCCCCGCUGCAUAUUUAUUACGGCAAUUUUUUGACAGAUGACAGAGUGUGGGGCUCUCUUCUGAAUGAGGCUAGUGGAGGCCUUGGGUCCAAAGCCCUAAUUUUAUGCUGAGGGCUAUAAGACUUCACAAGGGAAAGGGCCUGGCUGGGGCUUACGGGCUGCCUGCUGACCCCUCCUCCCCCACUUCUUUUGCAGUUCUGGGAAGUCAUCAGUGAUGAGCAUGGCAUAGACCCCAGUGGCAACUACGUGGGUGACUCUGACUUGCAGCUGGAGCGGAUCAGCGUCUACUACAAUGAGGCAUCUUCUCACAAGUAUGUGCCUCGGGCCAUCCUGGUGGACCUGGAGCCUGGGACCAUGGACAGCGUCCGCUCUGGGGCCUUUGGACAUCUUUUCAGGCCUGACAACUUCAUUUUCGGUCAGAGUGGGGCCGGCAACAACUGGGCCAAGGGCCACUACACAGAGGGCGCGGAGCUGGUGGAUUCGGUCCUGGACGUCGUGCGGAAAGAGUGUGAAAACUGCGAUUGCCUGCAGGGCUUCCAGCUGACCCACUCGCUGGGGGGCGGCACGGGGUCCGGCAUGGGCACGCUGCUCAUCAGCAAGGUGCGCGAGGAGUACCCUGACCGCAUCAUGAACACCUUCAGUGUGGUGCCCUCGCCCAAGGUGUCCGACACGGUGGUGGAGCCCUACAACGCCACGCUGUCCAUCCACCAGCUGGUGGAGAACACGGAUGAGACCUACUGCAUCGACAACGAGGCGCUCUAUGACAUCUGCUUCCGCACCCUCAAGCUGGCCACGCCCACCUACGGGGACCUCAACCACCUGGUGUCGGCCACCAUGAGCGGGGUGACCACCUCGCUGCGCUUCCCAGGCCAGCUGAACGCCGACCUGCGCAAGCUGGCGGUGAACAUGGUGCCCUUCCCCCGCCUGCACUUCUUCAUGCCCGGCUUCGCGCCCCUCACGGCCCGGGGCAGCCAGCAGUACCGGGCCCUGACCGUGCCUGAGCUCACCCAGCAGAUGUUUGACGCCAAGAACAUGAUGGCCGCCUGCGACCCGCGCCACGGCCGCUACCUGACCGUGGCCACUGUGUUCCGGGGCCGCAUGUCCAUGAAGGAGGUGGACGAGCAGAUGCUGGCCAUCCAGAGCAAGAACAGCAGCUACUUCGUGGAGUGGAUCCCCAACAAUGUGAAGGUGGCCGUGUGCGACAUCCCGCCCCGCGGCCUCAAGAUGUCCUCCACUUUCAUCGGCAACAGCACUGCCAUCCAGGAGCUGUUCAAGCGCAUCUCCGAGCAGUUCACGGCCAUGUUCCGGCGCAAGGCCUUCCUGCACUGGUACACGGGCGAGGGCAUGGACGAGAUGGAGUUCACCGAGGCCGAGAGCAACAUGAACGACCUGGUGUCCGAGUACCAGCAGUACCAGGACGCCACGGCCGAGGAGGAGGGCGAGAUGUAUGAAGACGACGACGAGGAGUCAGAGGCCCAGGGCCCGAAGUGAAGCUGCUUGCGGCUGGCGUGAGGGGCAGGUGGCGGCCGGGGCCAAGGCCAGCAGUGCCUGACCCCCAGAGCCAUCUUGCUGCCACCACCGACCCCUGCUACCCCCAUUCGGCUCCCGUGCGCCUCCUGCAGUAUUUACGGCCUCAUCCUCCCCACCCAGGCCACCUGCGUGCUGCUCCUGUCUCUGUCUUACUGCAGCUCCUGGCCUGAUGUUUUACCGUUUUGUUUUUUACUGGUUUGCGUUUAUAUUUUUGGGGAUACUUAAUAAAUCUAUUGCUGUCAGAUACGCUU
Molecule: messenger RNA, 3326 nt
Organism: Saimiri boliviensis boliviensis (Bolivian squirrel monkey)
Lineage: Eukaryota; Metazoa; Chordata; Mammalia; Primates; Cebidae
Source: RefSeq, a predicted model, not a curated record